Lingula anatina is the source of this 2289-nucleotide messenger RNA. Its product is annotated as proton channel OtopLc. Gene Ontology annotation, cellular component: membrane. NCBI's taxonomy places the organism in Eukaryota, Metazoa, Brachiopoda, Lingulata, Lingulida, Lingulidae. Gene Ontology annotation, biological process: proton transmembrane transport. Gene Ontology annotation, molecular function: proton channel activity. The record is from RefSeq and is a predicted model, not a curated record.
AUGACCAAGAUGUUGUGCGGGUUGUACGCACUUAUCAUAGUGUGCUUGGCUGUUGUAUUCCCAGUCACCGAGGCCUUGACACAGAUAGAGAGGAACUUCAAGUAUUAUGUACAGAUAUUCCAGCUGUACAUCUUCCUGGUCUCCCUGGUGUUCCUGCUGUACGUUCACAUGUUUCUCCUCCGCCAAGGAGAGGGAGACAACUUCAACAAUAACAUCACGCUGUCUUCUCCCUACGUGGUCUCCGUACGCGACAUCAGCCAGCCACAGCAGACGACAGCCGGCGGGGGGCGGGACGAGAGCAGUAACGUCACGGAGGAGGAGUCCCCGACGUCCUCCAGUCCCGUGAACAACCUGAGGGAUGGCGUCUUGGAGACGGAGAUGCUGGGGGACGUGCCGUUUACAACACAUAGCGGAACGGCUGUCAAUUUCUACCUGCGUCUAGGAUCUAUAGUGUUUGGGAUAGGAAGCAUGAUCCACAAUGGUUUCCGCAUUGCUCAGUACUUCCAGUUUGACCGCGUGUUGCAGUGCGAGAGCGCCCUCUAUAUCGUUGUCAACGCACUCCACCUUUUCUUCACGUUCUUUCAGACAUUCUUCAUAUUCAAAAACCACUCGCUUGUGAUAAAAAAGCACAAAGCCUUUGUUCGGUUUGGUCUGAUUCACGUGGUGGCAAGCAACGUGAGCGUCUGGAUCUCGGCCCUUGUGUACGAAAUUGCCCAGGAGUACAGGUAUGAAACCUACACCCAACAGACGACCGGGAAGCUCCAAGGUACCGGAAGUACCAUGUUCGCUGUGGAAAACACAUCUUUGCCGAUGACAACUGCAUCAGAUGGCAAUUGCUACACGGAGAGAACGCUGGCAGACCUGGCGGCACCGUACCUAUACCCAUGCACAAUGCAGUACAGUUUCAUUGCCGCUGCCAUCGUGUACAAAAUAUACCAUGCGGUUGGAAGAUCGCCAAAGCUGAAUUCUCGCUGUAUCUCGCCUGAUCUCGCCGAUGACGCCGAUGGAACAUCUUGCCACAAGUCAAACCGGGGACUUUUCUUUGGAAUACUAGUUGGUGUGGGGACAAUUAUUGCUAUAAGCAUGUUUUUUGUUUUCUAUGAGAAACUUUCGGAUAAAUCUGUCUCGAUAUAUAUUUUCUACAUCAGUGAGUUGUCACUUCUGUUCAUCACAGGCGUCGUUCUAAUUUGCGCACAUUACAGAACGCGCGUGUUGCUGUUUAUUGAGUUAGAGGAUGAUAAUUUUGAUGGCGUUCUUCUGACAUCUGCUUUGUUUGGAGUAUAUGUGUACCACAUGUUCAUAAUAAUUGCCUGCAUACAAAGUUUAACAAGCUUCGACAUGUUUAUACUGCUUUCGUUGUGCACAUCAGUGCUUGAGUUUGUGCAGUCUUCGUGUCAGACACUGUUUCUACUGGACGGAAUGCGAAGACGGUCUGACAACGAUGAUCACGUGAUCAGAAAACCAGGACGAGCUCUUGUCACGUUUCUUCUCGUCUGCAACUUUGCCAUGUGGUCUGUGAAUACUUUUGCCGUGGAGCGGGUUCAGGAUGUCAACAAAUUGUACGUCGAGUUUUAUUCCUAUCUCCCUUGGAACAUCAUGGCUACCCUUACUGUUCCCAUGGUGAUCUUUUUUCGGUUCCUUUCUACCGUCUGCCUGUCGGAUAUUUGGCAUCGCGCUUACACCAAGGAUAAAAAUUCGUAACUUUGGGAUUGUAGCCUAUUUGUGUUAGAGAAAGAAAAUUUAAUUUUGAUGUAGUUGAACGUUUUAAUAUCAGUAGAUUCUGAGAGGGGGGGGGGUAUUUUAUUGUAAAGAAACCUAUUAUCUUGUAAAUAUGAAACUUUGCACUGGGCGUCUUAAACAGUUGACAGAUACGUAUACGUGACUUGGACUCAUUUUACUGGUGGAUGUUAGAUUACAUAUUUGUAAAACAGACAAAAAUAGUUCUCCCGACUCCGAAGGGACUCGAACCCUCAAUCUUCUGAUCCGAAGUCAGACGCCUUAUCCAUUAGGCCACGGAGCCGACAAUUUCAUUGAAAAUUGUUAUGCGAAAUCCAGGUUGAUGCUUCAAACGUAUUAAAUGUAACGUUGAAAAUAAAUAUUUCUAGUAGCAGAAAGUAGCAGAAACAUUGUUUUGUUCAUAUGAGUGCGAAAUCUUGUAAAAUUGUUUUUCUAACCAUAAAACAUCUAAUACAAAAUCAUCAUCAAAAGGACGAAAUAAAGAAGAAAUAGUUAUAUUUCUUAUUUUCCAAUGUGAAGAUGCAUUUAUUUUUUGGUAAUAAAAGCGGGAAA